Ixodes scapularis (black-legged tick) is the source of this 2014-nucleotide messenger RNA. RefSeq names its product dual oxidase maturation factor 1-like. Bases 198 to 1523 code for a protein of 441 amino acids. Gene Ontology annotation, biological process: protein transport. Gene Ontology annotation, cellular component: endoplasmic reticulum membrane. The record is from RefSeq and is a predicted model, not a curated record. Lineage: Eukaryota; Metazoa; Arthropoda; Arachnida; Ixodida; Ixodidae. The transcript has 11 exons.
GACUAGACUGAAGGAACUACUGAUGAAGCUGCAAUUCUCCAACCAGCGCAUGUGGAAGCGCGUGGCACGACGGAGUACUCGCCUUAAGUAGAUACCGCCGUUUUGUCGCUUUUGGUCUUCGAACCGCGUCGAAGAGUCGAGGAGUUCCUCUGCAAGUGACCUCGGGCUUUCAUUGGCUCGGUAGGUUUGCCGCCAAGAUGGACGUCAUGUACCGGGCCAGCGCCUGGUUUUCGGCGCUGCGGGACAAGCCGUUCCCGACCAUGUACGGCGAGAACAAGACUGCCGUGACGGCCGAUGUCCUCGAAGCGGGACUCAUCCUAGCCUUCUGCAUUCUCACCUUCGCUUUCCUGCUGCUGCUUCCAGGCGUGCGAGGAGGACAGAAAAUAAACGUGCUGGUGAGAGUCGGCGUGAGCCUCUUCAUCGGCGCCUUCAUACUGCUUUGCAAUUUCGGCCAGGAGUGGGAGGUUUCCAAGAUCAGAGCCGUCACCCCUUACCGAGCUUUUAGUCACCAGGAGCUGCAUGCUGAGAUCGAGGUGAAGAUCGGUCUACGAAGCGUCAACAUCACCCUCCGAAACGAGACGGUGUACGAGGGAACGGCAGGCGACAAGGUGGACUACAACGAAAGGUUUACAUGGGCAUGGGAGCAGGGCAGGGCGGGAUUCGGACCUCAAGCGGGUCAUUUCAACCGGGACUUCCGGACGGCGCAAGUGAAAGGAACUCCCUUUCCGAUCCUCUGGAUUGCCGAGUACUUCACUUUCGACGGCGAAGGCAUCCGUUUCGGCAGGCACUACCGGACAGCAGGGUGGUACACGCACAUUCUACUGUGGACUGCCUUUCCUUUGUGGGUCGUGAGCAACUUGGUGUUCUUCACUGUUCUCUGGUACGGAGCAUGCGUGCUCAUUUUGACGGGAUCGUGUCUGAUUGCGGGCACGAUAGUCUACGCAAGCGUGCGCAACUUCAUCCCUCUGGAGGUCCCAUUUUACGACGGUGACCAACUGGUCCACAUCCGGAUGAUCUACGGAUGGUGCUUCUGGAUGAACCUCGUCAACGGACUGGUGUGCCUGCUGGUAGGCAUCGUUGUGCUCUUCAUGGACCUUCGCUACCCUGACAUCAUCAGCACCUUCUUCGGCAUCGACAUUCUGCAGGACUACGAGGAAAUAUACGAAGACCCCGCCGAGCUGACUAAGAAGAAGAAAGAUGCCGUGUCUGUUCCCCUGACGGAGACGGCUCUACUGGCGCCAAGCAGCCCCCCUCCUGACUACAGCAACGAGGGCCCAGAAUACGAGGCACCGGCGCUUCGCAAGCGGACAGUACUUAGCCGGUACCAGCGCAGUUCCAUCCGCAAGCCUGCCCCUGCCCCGCGCCGUCUCAACAUGUCCCCGACGCUGGCGACCGCAACCGAAGAGGACGACGACAAUCCCAUCUACGAGAACACCUUCCAACCCGACAGACACGAUGGCGCCGAAGAUGGCGGCGUCGGCAAUUCCAAGGAGAACAUCCUGCUGGCUACGCUGAAGCGGUGAACGCGAGUGAAGAAGCUGCGAGGUACUCGGGCCUCCGGGCACAGCCAAUACCACCCAGCAGAUAAGGCCCGUACCUGUUUCCCCAAACGUCGUCGAUCGUGGAUCCACGCCACCCAGCGCGCAUCAGCAUCGCCGCCGUCGAGCUACAGCGGAUGUGUUGGCCGUUUGGGGUGGAUCGGAGAUUCACCAAUGAUGACGUAACCCGCAUGCCUUAUCUUCUGGGUGGUGUUGUCAGCACUCACGGGGGGUAUCAAAUGAUGGUCGCCUUUGUACGCCAAGUGGCGUUCAGAUAUCUGAAGUCUUUCUCAUGCGUUCAUAUCGGUGCAUGUAGUUGAAACACUUCCGACGUCGCCUCAAAGCGCGCAGCCCGCUGGUGCUGAGCAACUUUUGUUUCGUGUCCGAGCGUACGUCGCAGCCUAAAUGUAGCGAUUCGUUUUCCUGGUAUCAGAACUGAAUAAAAACAUGAGUGUGCGAUGUUUUUGAGUCCUGCA